GCGAUCGCGACAGCACACCCAAACUCAUGUCAGGACCGUCUGUUGCCAAGUGCGUGCGCGCAGAAGUCGACUUCAGCUAUUUUGGUGGGGCAGAAUCCUUAGCAGAAGGACGGCAAAAGCGUGCACCUCGUCGCACAGUCGUAGUAUCGCCAACGGAGAAAGAUGACGGACAUUCAUAUCCAGCACCACCACAGGACCCUACCGACUUUCUCUGGCUCAUGACAGAGGAGCCUCAUCGUACGCGCCGCAUGGCAAUCAUGAAGGCUCAUCCAGAGGUCACCAAGCUGAUGGGCCACGAACCUCUCACGAAAUUCGUCGUCCUUGCUGUCGUUAUGCUUCAAGUCUCAAUUGCCAUAUACCUCCGGAACGCACACCCGCUCUCUUUUUCGUUUCUACUUCUCGCUUACGCUGUCGGCGGCACCGCUAACCAUAACCUCUUCCUCGCCAUCCAUGAGAUCACUCAUAAUCUCGCCUUUAAAGGUGUCAACGCCAACAAAGCACUAGCUGUCUUUGCAAACCUACCUAUCGGGAUUCCGUAUUCUGCUGCAUUCAAGAAAUAUCACAUUGAACACCAUAAACAUCUUGGUGAAGAUGGAGUAGACACUGACCUUCCAACAAGAUUGGAGCUGCUUUGCUUGAACAACGUUCUUGGCAAAACGUUCUUCGCCACGUUCCAGAUAUUCUUUUACGCACUACGACCUGGAUUCGUUCGCGUGCAGACGCCUACGAAAUGGCAUCUGAUCAACUUGGUCAUCCAGAUCGUAUUUGAUUAUAUCCUGAUUCGCACAUUUGGGGUUCGGCCGUUCCUCUACCUCCUAUUUUCAAGCUUCUUCGCAGGAAGUUUGCAUCCCUGUGCUGGCCACUUCAUAGCAGAGCACUAUCUGUGGGACGGGCUUGAGCAAGAAACGUACAGCUAUUAUGGGAUCUUGAACAUAUUUGCAUACAAUGUUGGCUACCACAACGAGCACCAUGACUUCCCAUCUGUGCCAUGGACACGUCUCCCUGCGCUCCGUGCUCUUGCUCCAGAAUUUUACGACGUCCUCCCUUCACAUCCAAGCUGGCCGAUGGUAAUCAUCAACUUCAUCCGUGAUAGCGAGGUUGGUAUGUUUGCUCGUGGUAAGAGGCUUGGUAAGGGCGAUAGCACUAGUGCUGGUGCAGCGCGAGAAAAGGAGGUGGUCGGUGGAUAAGAAGCACAUACAGCCACAUGAUAUAUGAUAGUUGUGGGAAGAGACGAUGGACAAUAGUUCUCUCUGAUAUCUUGAUUAAUCGGACUCUGUCCUGUAGGUACAUACUUAGAUACAACCAGGAAAGUAUCAUUCUACAAAUUGACUAGUCAUGGUGGCGGGGACUUGCACCAUU
Molecule: messenger RNA, 1359 nt
Organism: Serpula lacrymans var. lacrymans S7.9
Lineage: Eukaryota; Fungi; Basidiomycota; Agaricomycetes; Boletales; Serpulaceae
Exons: 5
Coding region: 27-1187 (386 amino acids)
Biological process (GO): ceramide biosynthetic process
Cellular component (GO): membrane
Molecular function (GO): sphingolipid delta-4 desaturase activity
Source: RefSeq, a predicted model, not a curated record